AACCAACGCACUUACUUCAUACCAUUUCCCUUGAACACAAUGUUUAGGAUACAAGUGAUUGCUCUUAUGGUAUGGACACAGAUGGUUAAAGUGGAUUCUGCCUGUGAUUCUGAACUUCAGAAUGGUCUCUUUCAAGAUCUUGUUAAUAUGAUGAUGAAGAUAAAGGGUACCAGUUCUGCAGAACCUUCUACCUGUAGCUGCAAGAAGAUUGUGAUAGCAUUAACAGCUUCGCUUUCAGCUACAAAAUCUAUUGGCUCUGGUGCAGUUGUUCAGUUUGAUAAAGUGUGGACUAAUGAGGGGAAUGGAUAUGACCCAAAUUCUGGAAUAUUCACAGCACCAAGGAAAGGAUUUUAUCAAAUAUCUGCAACAACAAUGUCUCCAGAUGGAAAAUACUUCCAUUCAUACCUUAUGAAAAAUAAUGAAAAAACUGUAGGAUUGUACACAGGACAAGGAUAUCAUACAGGUUCAGCUAGCAUUGUUUUCAAAUUAAAGAAAGGAGACCGUGUGUACAUUAAGCACCGUAGUGGUACAGAGGCAAUCUACAGCGAUGGUGAUCAUUGGAGCAUGUUUUCUGGCUUUCUUAUUUCUGAAUAA
Molecule: messenger RNA, 594 nt
Organism: Mytilus trossulus (common blue mussel)
Lineage: Eukaryota; Metazoa; Mollusca; Bivalvia; Mytilida; Mytilidae
Product: cerebellin-3-like
Exons: 3
Coding region: 40-594 (184 amino acids)
Molecular function (GO): protein binding
Source: RefSeq, a predicted model, not a curated record